AUGGCUGAGGACUUCUUCUGUUGUAUUUAUGAGGCGAAAGUUGUCGCCGAUCUCCGCCAUCCGCACACAAGGAACGAUGCAAGAUUGACCGUUGCAGAACGGCAGCGGUUAUUAACUGCCUUCUACCAUUCAUGGGACCUCCUCCGCAACUUGCAAGUAUCUGGAGAGAAUGCAAGAUCUGCGCUUCCAGCUCUUUCACCACGGGCCCUGUUUCUGGCUUUCGAAACAGUGGGCUUCAUGCACGAUCAUGUGGAAGAGCCUUAUAUGCGCCACAUUUCACGACUACUCGGAGGCGAUAGAGAUGUCUUCGAGAAACUUGGAAUUGCUGCGGUGCUGCGCCUCUGCCUCCUGUUCAAUGAGCGGUUGGGACAACUAGCAGAAGACGAAACAUCAGUUUACCGCGGUUACUGUCUUCCUCCCAAAACACCUUUGGGGCUCUUCGCAGCCUUUGAUCACUGGCAGGAAAUCUGCGAAGAGCUGUUUGGAGAAUUUUGA
Westerdykella ornata is the source of this 495-nucleotide messenger RNA. RefSeq lists its product as uncharacterized. The record is from RefSeq and is a predicted model, not a curated record. The transcript has a single exon. NCBI's taxonomy places the organism in Eukaryota, Fungi, Ascomycota, Dothideomycetes, Pleosporales, Sporormiaceae. Bases 1 to 495 code for a protein of 164 amino acids.